Messenger RNA from Gloeophyllum trabeum ATCC 11539, 1152 nucleotides. Its product is annotated as Six-hairpin glycosidase. Gene Ontology annotation, biological process: carbohydrate metabolic process. The transcript has 12 exons. Lineage: Eukaryota; Fungi; Basidiomycota; Agaricomycetes; Gloeophyllales; Gloeophyllaceae. The record is from RefSeq and is a predicted model, not a curated record. The coding region runs from base 1 to 1152 and encodes 383 amino acids.
AUGUUCUCCACCGCAAGUUUACUGACGAUCGUAUCCGCCGCGGCGCUGUUCUUCAGCUUGAGCGAAGGUGUACUCGCGACGCCGGUCCGCCGCGCUCAGUGCGCGGCUACGCUGAACGAGGCGAAGGUUAUAGCGGAUCGCCUGCAGUCGCACUGGUUCAACACGGCUACGGGGCAGUACACCGACGGGGAGCUCUGGACGGACUGCAAUGCGCUGGAGGACCUGCACAACCUGAUGCUCGCGGCGGGGUCCGACGACUACGGAUCCGUCGCGGACGAGUCGUGGAUCGGGAAGGCCGCGCUGAACCCGAACGAGGACUGGAAUGCCUUCCUCGGAGGGAGCUGGGACGACUCCCAGUGGCUGAUCCUCGCGCUGUGGAAGAUUGCGGAUUACAAGAACGCAAGGGGGCAGGAUGCCAGUGCGUAUUUGUCCAGCGCCGCGAAGGUGUACGAUAUCGUGGCGGCGCAGUGGGACGAUACGGUGUGCGGCGGCGGAGUGUGGUGGUCCAGCGCGAAUACGUACAAGAAUGCGAUUACGAACGAGCUGUUCCUCCUCACAUCGGCGUCGGGCUAUCUGCGCACGGGGAACCAGACGUACUUGGAUAAUGCGAACAAGGAGUGGAAUUGGUUGAGCAACAGCGGGAUGCGCAACUCGGACGGGCUGUUCAACGACGGCCUCGACUCGAGUACGUGCCAGAAUAACGGGCAGACGACGUGGACUUAUAACCAGGCUGUAGUCGCGUCCGGCCUGGGCGCACUCGGGGUGGCGAACAAGGACACGUCGCUGUUCGACGAGGCGGAGAUCAGCCUCGACGCGAGCAUGAGCCACCUGACUGUGAAUGGCAUCCUCAAGGAGUCGUGCGACGACCCUGUGUCGUCGAGCUGCGACCACAACCAGCAAAUAUUCAAGGGCAUCUGGACGAAACACGUGCAGUACUACCUGGACCAGGCGAACGACGCGGCGCGCACGGCGAAGUACAGCGCGUUCCUCGGGGCGCAGUACAGCGCGAUUUACCAUUAUGGGAAGAAUGCGGAUAACGAUGUGGGGAAUGUGUGGUAUGCGCCGAGCCAGGGCGGGAGCAUAUUUAGCCCCGAGGCGAGCGCGAGCGGGUUGGCGGGGAUUGUGGCGGACGCGAAGUAUGGUCCGUGUUGA